AACAAAUUCAAUGCACGUAAAUUAUUGAAAACCACAGUAGAAUGGGUAAAUUAAACGUCACGGUGCUGCGCUAUCUCACCAGAGAGGAUUUUCGUGUGCUCACAGCCAUCGAAAUGGGCAUGAAGAAUCAUGAAUUGGUGCCAGGGCCACUGGCUGCUGCGAUUGCCAACCUUAAAACUGGAGGCGUACAUAAAUUGCUAAAAGAACUCUGCAAGCACAAAUUGCUGUCCUAUGAGCGUGGCAAAAAAUAUGACGGGUAUCGCUUGACCAACACUGGCUAUGACUAUCUCGCAUUGAAGUCUCUCACGUUGCGUGGCUCUGUUAGCUCCUUUGGCAACCAGAUUGGCAUUGGCAAAGAGUCGAACAUAUAUGUGGUUGCCGAUGAGGAGGGCACGCCUAUUUGCUUGAAGCUGCAUCGCCUGGGUCGCACCUGUUUCCGCAACGUAAAGUCUAAGCGAGACUAUCAUGGACGCCGGCACAAAGCCUCUUGGCUCUACCUGUCUCGUAUUUCUGCUACACGAGAGUUUGCAUACAUGUCUGCUCUAUAUGAUCGCGGCUUUCCUGUACCCAGGCCGAUUGAUUUCAAUCGGCACUGCGUUCUUAUGGAGCUGGUCAACGGUUGGCCCAUGACACAAGUGCAUGAGUUGCGGGAUGUGCCGCAAGUUUACGAUGACCUUAUGAAUCUCAUCGUGCGUCUCGGCAAUUCGGGUGUCAUUCACGGUGACUUCAACGAGUUCAAUUUAAUGCUCACCGAUGAUGGAAAGCCCAUACUUAUUGAUUUCCCUCAGAUGAUGUCUACUGCCCAUGAGAACGCUCAAUUCUUUUUUGACCGUGACGUCACGUGUGUACGUGAGAUGUUCCGACGCAAAUUUGGCUACGAAAGCGAGGAUUAUCCCAAAUUCAGCGAUUUGGUGCGCGAAGAUGACUUGGACGCAGAGGUCCAUUGCACAGGCUAUGGCUUCACCAAGGAAAUGGAGCAGGAUCUCCUACAGGAGUACGGUAUGAUUGAAGAGGUGGAAAAUGCAGAAGAGGAGGCUAACGACGAGCCGCCAACUCUGGUGCCCGCAGCAGCCGCUGAGAUCGAUGAGUGCCGCAGGCAAUUGGAGAAUGAAGUAUCGUAUAGCGAGAGCAAGCCUACACAGCAGAAGUCGGAUGAUGCGAUACGGCGUUACAUUGAGUCGUGCACGCAAUACCUAGGCAAUCUGACUGUAGGUCCCGAGGUAUCCGAUCACGCUUUAGCAACAACACCAAAAUCGGCUGCCCCCGAACAAGAGUCGCCCAUUUCUACUAGCGAAUCUAAUACCGCUGUGAAAGAGACUGCUGAUUUUGGUUCAAAGGAAAAAGAAGCAACUGCUCUAGCUGAUGAUGUGCACUCCAUCAGUUCAAACGACUUGGAAACGGAUGAAAUGCCAGAGCUGGCCGGCCUCGAUCCCAAUUCGCGCAUGUACCGCCUUAAGAUGGUUGAGCAGAUGCUUAACGAUGCACGCAGUCAGCGCUCCUUUUCCACAACGGCCAGCACGAUAGCUCCGUCUGUGAUCACAGAUCGCAUACGUCGCAACAUGGACGUAAAGGAAAAGCGGGAUCAGCGCAAGCGUUGCGUGGCGAAGGGAGAGGCGAGUGCUGUGCAUCGCCAUCGUAAGGAAAACAAAGAUGUGGUCAAGGAGUACGCGGGCUGGGACUUUUAGAUUAUUUCUUAUCCAAAGCCGUGUAUAUACGCUUCUACAAUA
This is a messenger RNA of Drosophila arizonae, 1727 nucleotides long. It is a transcript of the gene RIOK2, whose product is annotated as RIO kinase 2. Gene Ontology annotation, biological process: maturation of SSU-rRNA; protein phosphorylation. The record is from RefSeq and is a predicted model, not a curated record. Gene Ontology annotation, molecular function: ATP binding; protein serine/threonine kinase activity. Gene Ontology annotation, cellular component: cytosol; preribosome, small subunit precursor; nucleus. Lineage: Eukaryota; Metazoa; Arthropoda; Insecta; Diptera; Drosophilidae.